AUGAAUUGCUUAGAUAAAGAAUUAGAAUUGAAUUAACCUGCUCCAUAAAAUUAUUAUGAUCUUCAAGAUUCUGACCAAGAAGAUAAAAAUCAUUGCCUUCCUGAAAACAAGUUUUUUUGUCAAUAAAUUGCCAACCAUAAGUUUGUAAUAGGAAUAUCUAAACCAGGGCAAUAGAGAAUCGGUUUAUAAACUAUAUCAAAGAAUAAAAUCACUGUUAAAGGAAUACUUGGAAUUAAUGAAUAAUUAUGA
Molecule: messenger RNA, 249 nt
Organism: Paramecium sonneborni
Lineage: Eukaryota; Ciliophora; Oligohymenophorea; Peniculida; Parameciidae
Source: the annotation of a GenBank genome assembly